Messenger RNA from Exserohilum turcica Et28A, 813 nucleotides. RefSeq lists its product as uncharacterized. Lineage: Eukaryota; Fungi; Ascomycota; Dothideomycetes; Pleosporales; Pleosporaceae. The transcript is spliced from 2 exons. Bases 62 to 733 code for a protein of 223 amino acids. The record is from RefSeq and is a predicted model, not a curated record.
AAAUCCUCCAAACUCCAUCCCAGCACCACUCUACAAGUCCAACUACCGCUAGCUCUUGACCAUGGCCGCAGCAAAGUACUCGCGCCGCCCCAGCUACCUCGAAGGCCCACUGUCUCCAUCUAUAAUCCCCGAUCUGGCAAUUCUGCCGCAGCCCCUCCCGGCCAACGAUGUCGCGUGCGGACAGCUAGUCUCCAAGACAUCUAAACACACUCCCAAGGCACUCGAAGACCGUGACUACGACGACAUUGGCACACGAUGGUACAAGGAUGUCAUCUUCUUCAACUCAGAGAACGGCCACUUUGUCGAGAGCUUCGGCGGCACGCACCUAGUGCAGAAGCCUCUCGACAAGGGUCUUGAAGCCGGCACCAUUGAGGCCGAGGAGCAGAGCGUGCGGCUGCUGAAAGACGCAGAGGCAGCUCUGAACAAGGUGUGGAAGGACGAGGAGUCGCGGAAAUGGAUCCAAGACCAACCCGAGGCCGGCUUCGUCGUCGCCCACCGCCAGGUCGCCAACGCCAGCUACAGACGUGCGCGUCUCGUUGAUGUCGGCAACAACAACUGGGAAGUUGUACGCGAGAUUGGCGGCGAGGACACGUCGGGUAAGCGACGCGACUCGGGUCUGCCCAUUGAGACCAACAGCAAGUGGGAUGUUGUCGGUGUUGUCGUCAGGAAGAUUGUCGUCGAUGGUGACAAUGUCAAGCUAGGCGAGGAGCUGGGUGCUCAAUACUGCAAUUGAGCACCCGAUGUGUUUACGCAGACAUGGCCGGGUUUGCCUGGUGAUAUAUAUUUAAUGGAAUAAUAACGGUUCAAUCUUGA